CCUAACAGAAACCGCCUGACCCUACAACGGAAGUGAGGAGGAGAAAAUUAGUCUCCUCUAAGGACAUGGAGUCAGAUAGAUCAGCUCUCUCCCGAUCCCAUCUGAAUAAUCAUAAUUUCUCAAAAAUUACAUUUUUAGGUGUUCACAGAAUGGCCAGCUACAGAUUGUUUGAAGAUGAAGAGCAUGCAAAAGUAUAUACUAAAUAUCGACCACCGUAUCCAAAGGCAUUAUACGACGAAAUCGAAAAUUAUUGCAAGGGAUUGAGCGAAAACGACUUGGACCUGGCUAUAGACGUAGGGUGCGGAAGUGGCCAGAGUACUCUCCCCUUGACCAAAUUUUGUAAACAUGUUAUUGGAAUAGAUAUAAGCAAUGAGCAGAUCUUACAAGCAAGGAAAUCCGCGACCAAUAUCGAUUUCCGGGUAGGCUCCGCGGAGGACCUGAGUUCACAAGGAGACGGAACUGUAGAUCUGGUAACUGUAGGUACAGCCAUUCAUUGGUUGGACAGAUCUAUAUUUAUGAAGGAGGUGGAACGUGUACUGAGACCAGGAGGGGUACUGGCAGUGUAUACCUACGGCUUAGACAUAUUACACAACAAAGAGGCACACGGCCUUGUAUGGGAGGAUCUAUAUAAGAAAACGUUACAAGAUUGUAAUCCUGGCCCACAUAUUCAUAUCAUCAAUGGCUUAAGUUUGAUAGAACUACCAUUCAAAGACUCCAUAAGGUUAGAGCCCUUAUUGGUCGAGAGAGAAGUUGAUGUAGAUUUCUAUAUUGGCUUCAUUAGAUCCUGGUCGCCAUGGCAACUUUUCGAGAAGAAGAACCCAAAGACAGAUAUUUUGACAGUUUUAGCACAACGGCUGAAGGCUCUGUACAAGGAUAGUGUAUCCAAUGAUGUCCAUCAAAUCUCGCUUACCUCGACGACAUAUGCAUUACUUGGAAGAAAAUGAACUUCUCAAUUAGAUUGUAAAAAAGAGAAACUCAGAUUUUGGAUAGUAUACUCAUUCAGGCGCAUUAACCUGGGCUAUGCAAAUAUAUACACUAAACUGAUGCGAAUUUCAAAUCAGUUAAACAAGAGGGGUGUCCUCUGAAUGCAAAAAUAAUGAAUUUCUUUAUUAAAAACAUCCAGAUGUCGAAUUCAGAUUAUUAUUUUGUAUGGGAUUAAAUAGGGGACACCAAGAAUCAUCAUCUGUGGACGAGCAGGGUCAUAUGAGGAAUGGCAUCAAGGAGACAUCAACAGCCAGAAUCAUAUGAUGAUGUGCG
Messenger RNA from Pecten maximus, 1257 nucleotides. RefSeq names its product putative methyltransferase DDB_G0268948. Bases 66 to 944 code for a protein of 292 amino acids. The record is from RefSeq and is a predicted model, not a curated record. Gene Ontology annotation, molecular function: S-adenosylmethionine-dependent methyltransferase activity. NCBI's taxonomy places the organism in Eukaryota, Metazoa, Mollusca, Bivalvia, Pectinida, Pectinidae. The transcript is spliced from 4 exons.